AUGGUCCCAACUUUGCUUGUGCUUGUGGUUGUCGGUUUUUUCAUUUUACAUAUAUACGGUUGCUCACUUGUUAUACUCGUUUCACUUUUUUCUGUUUUGGUUGAUAACAGUAACAUUUUGUUAUAUCUAUGUGUGAAAAGGUCUCGCUUUCUAUUGUCCCGACGAGUUAGCCAUACCCUUACUCCACCGGACGCCAUCGUCUCGUAUCUGGCUGAGGCUGGAUUCGGCGACACAGUGCCCCUCAGGGACUUCACAUUUGACAAUUCCCUGAUUUCGGCACUCGUGGAGCGAUGGCGUCCGGAGACACACACGUUUCAUCUCUCGUGGGGUGAGGUCACUAUCACCCUGCAGGACGUGGCGUAUCACCUAGGCCUACGUGCACACGGGAACCCCGUUGGGGGGUGCCUUCAUGACUUUGGUAGGUGGUACGGCACAGAGACGUGGGCCAUGGUUGAGCAACUGCUUGGUGUCAGGCCUCCGGUGGCGGCACAGCAGGCUGUGCAGAGGAAGGAGUCGUUCACGCUAAAGUUGGUUUGGUUGCGUGAUCGUGUCCGCCAGAUACCCCCGACCGACAAUCCUGAGACCCUCCGACAGUAUGCCCGAUGCUAUAUUAUGUUACUGAUCGGAGGGUAUUUGUUGACAGACAAGUCCAACAACCUGGUUCACUGGGGUGUCACGGACAUCGCCGGUUGCACUCCGCUACUGAUGAGUUGGAUUUACCAGAGAUUUCCUCAGUGGUGUCCACCAGAUAGAGGAGUCUACCAGUAUCCGCUAGCUGCAAGGUUAGUUGGACUGCAGCAGCAGAGUAGGGAUCAGCACCAGGCCAGGGUCCUGUACUGGAGGGUAUCGAUCGACUGGUUACGGUUCGAUGAGAUUAGUCAUGUAAUUAAAGAUUUUUGUUAUUUUAAAUACUUGCUGUGUUGUAAUACUUGUUAUUUUGUUACCCAAAUUUUUGUUCAGUUUGCAUGGAGGGUAUACGAUGACCCUGCGUUGCAGGCCCUGUGCCCGCACUGGUUCCGUGAGGAGGAGGAGUGGGGUACAUGGUUGUCGGCUGUUCCACUGGUGUGCUUCAACAUUGUCCGGUUUCACCACGUUGAUCGGGUGAAUCAGCAGUUCAACAGGGAGCAGCCAGUGCCAGGCAUUCCGGUGAACCUUGAUAGGUAUCUGACCACCACUGGUCAUGGUGAGGAUGUCUGGUGGCCGGAGCGACUCCAGGAGUGGUACGACGGUUGGAGGCAGAGGUUCGAGCCCGGUCGCAGGAUUAUCGUCCACCAUACGUUUGACACUAGGCCUACCAGUAAGUACUACGAUUGGUGGCAUGGGGCUUGCCGUGUGAGGCAUCUAUCGGGGCAGGAGGUUUUGGAGGACCCCAGGCUGGUAGAGUUGCCCCCCGACGUCCAGCCCACUGCUAGCCAGCCGAGAGACGAUCUGACUCUUCCGAGGGGCAUGCCGGAUUGGAGGAGACGUGCGAGGGAGGUUAGAGAGGCCACUCACUGACCUGCUAGGAGGGAGCGGGGGCAGAGAGAGCGUGGACCAGGUGAGCCCAUCAGGAGGGAGAGGGCCAGGCCUCAACGGGCUAGGGGUGACGCAGAGUCGAAGGAGGUGGCGGAGUUCGACCGUCAGGAGGAUGAGGGAGACGUACCAGUACACAGUGUCGCUUCACCUACAGGAUCGACUCCUCCACCUCCUCCCCCUCCCUCGGGGCAAGGAGCGUGUCAUUCAUCCGGUUCCGGUGGGCAGCAGUCUCGACCAGCUUGGGAUACUCGUCCUGCACAUAGGUCGAGUGUACGGAAGGACCACCGCCACCGUGUCGGCGUGUCCCACCUCUGCAGAAAGCUCCUUACUUGCUCCACCAUGAUCCUCCCAUGGAUGUUGGGAUAAACAAGCACAACUAUGUAUGGACUACUGGCUAUUAAUGUCUUGUAUUUGUGAGAAAUAAGAGACACAAAAAGGAUAGAAAAAGAUUAUGAAGAA
This is a messenger RNA of Arachis ipaensis, 1974 nucleotides long. RefSeq lists its product as uncharacterized. The record is from RefSeq and is a predicted model, not a curated record. NCBI's taxonomy places the organism in Eukaryota, Viridiplantae, Streptophyta, Magnoliopsida, Fabales, Fabaceae. Gene Ontology annotation, biological process: meristem development; meristem maintenance.